UGCUUUUAGAACCAUUAAUGAAAUAACUGAUUUUAAUGAAUUGUUUUCAACUUGGCGACUUGUAUUUGUACCGUUUUGUGAACUUCUGUAUAAAUAGAUACUAUAAUUGAGUUAUUCUUACUUAUUUUUAAACAACUAGAAAAUCGUUCUUAAAGACAGAAUGCCAUCGGACCCCUCAGAAGAAAUGACCGCUCCUCAGGUCCCUAAAACCGAGCUGGAGGAGCUACAAAUAAAUGCGCAAGGAGUAGCUGAUGAGUCCCUGGAAAGUACGCGACGUAUGCUUGCCCUCUGCGAGGAGAGCAAGGAAGCAGGGAUACGUACACUUGUAGCCCUUGAUGAUCAAGGAGAACAACUGGACCGCAUUGAAGAAGGAAUGGAUCAAAUUAAUGCUGAUAUGAGAGAAGCCGAAAAGAAUUUAAGCGGAAUGGAAAAAUGUUGCGGCAUUUGCGUUCUACCAUGCAAUAAAAGCCAAUCAUUCAAAGAAGAUGAUGGGACCUGGAAAGGUAAUGAUGAUGGAAAAGUUGUAAAUAAUCAGCCGCAAAGAGUCAUGGAUGAUAGAAAUGGAAUGAUGGCGCAAGCAGGAUAUAUUGGCAGAAUAACAAAUGAUGCUAGAGAGGAUGAAAUGGAGGAAAAUAUGGGUCAAGUAAACACAAUGAUUGGCAAUCUCCGUAACAUGGCAUUGGAUAUGGGCUCUGAAUUGGAAAACCAAAACCGUCAAAUUGACAGAAUUAAUCGAAAGGGGGAAUCCAAUGAAGCGAGAAUAGCUGUUGCUAAUCAAAGAGCCCAUCAACUACUAAAAUAAUGAGAUUAAAAGACGACAAAAAUAUUCAUCAACAUUUGAAAAAAAAAACAUUCUGAUUUGAGCGUAUGCUGCGAAACAAAAUAUUUUUUCAUGUUUUCAACUCUCUUUGUGCUCUUAUAGUUAAAACAGUUGUCUCAUGCUGUGCAAAUAUAAGAUAACAAACUUUUGCUAAAAGAAUAACACUUUUCUUUGAACACUUU
Molecule: messenger RNA, 1002 nt
Organism: Drosophila gunungcola (fruit fly)
Lineage: Eukaryota; Metazoa; Arthropoda; Insecta; Diptera; Drosophilidae
Gene: Snap25
Product: synaptosomal-associated protein 25
Exons: 8
Coding region: 161-802 (213 amino acids)
Biological process (GO): exocytosis; synaptic vesicle fusion to presynaptic active zone membrane; synaptic vesicle priming
Cellular component (GO): plasma membrane; SNARE complex
Molecular function (GO): SNAP receptor activity; syntaxin binding
Source: RefSeq, a predicted model, not a curated record